GUGGUUUUACUCUUUAACCUUUUUAGCAGGAAACAACUACAGCUCCCAUAAUCCUUAUCGGCAAGACGUCAUCAUAUCCUGUCCAAUCACUGGCUUUGGAGGUUUUCUUGAGCCGCAAAAGUACGGAAAAACAAAGAUUUUGUCAACGCUCUCACUGUUGUAUAUUUUAGUCGGUUUAAAGCGAGAAAUGUGUUGUUUUUGUCUGUAUUUAUUACGAAUUUGUUAAUCAAUACUUUUUCAUGGAUGUUCGCGUGAGUUGUCGUCUUUCGAAGGCGUUGUUUUGUGUUUGUUGAGGUGAAAGUUAUGUGACUACUAGCGAAUUAACCAAAUAAUAGCGUUAAUUUGGCCAAUUUAGCUGCCCUAACGUUACGGUCUUGCCAGAAAAAAACUAUCUUACAUGAACUGAUGAAAGUGUCACCGAUGGAGAUCACGCCGAAGACAGAGAAGUUAAUGUCGGUUUAUUCUUCCCCUUGUAAUUCAGUGGAGUCUAGUCCCUGUGAAUCCACAGAGAAGCGUCAUCCAAAGCUGAGUGCCUCCCUGAGGGAGAGGCUGAAGAGAUCAAGACGCUCCUUCACCUCGCCCUUCUCAGUGGCCAAACGCCUUUGUGUUGAUGAUGAGGAGGAGGAGGGGAAGGAGGAGGAUGGUCAACAAGUUUCAGCAGAUUCCCGGGAGACGGUUAAUAACCCUCCACUGAUCACCCAGAAGGUUGCUGUAAGCAGGAAUGAAGCAAGAUCAGGGAGCGAAAGGUUGUCUGGACCGAUUCCUGAACCAACACAUCCUCCAUCAAAAAACUUUGUACAACAACUCAGCAGAGAAGUUAAAGACAAGAAAGAGACUCUGCGCAGACUCAAGAUGGUUAAAAUGUACAGAAGCAAGAAUGAUUUAACACAGCUCCAAACCUUGAUUGACAAGUGGCGGAGUUGUGCUCAGGCUGCACUGUACGAGCUCCAGUCAGAUGUCCCCGUAGACGGACGAAAGGCCAGCCUGUCAGAGCUUAUUGACCUCUUUGGUUUGGAUGACAGUAUUCUGCACUUUGACCGCACAGAGGAUGACUUCACUACCUAAAUACGCUUUCAAACACACAUAUCAGUUGUACUGUCAGUACACAAAAAAAUACUGCAGAGGAACAAUCACAUUUAAAAUAUAUUGAUAUGUAUAUUGUUUUAUUUGUUGCUGCUAUGUCGUUUAUUUGACAGCUUAAGUUGUGGUUUCAUGUUGAAUUUACUUGUUCAGAGAAGUUUAAAUAAAACCCUGUUGUUUGUUGUA
Messenger RNA from Thunnus maccoyii (southern bluefin tuna), 1266 nucleotides. It is a transcript of the gene sfr1, whose product is annotated as SWI5-dependent homologous recombination repair protein 1. The record is from RefSeq and is a predicted model, not a curated record. Gene Ontology annotation, biological process: positive regulation of DNA-templated transcription; double-strand break repair via homologous recombination. The transcript is spliced from 3 exons. Gene Ontology annotation, cellular component: Swi5-Sfr1 complex. The coding region runs from base 406 to 1065 and encodes 219 amino acids. NCBI's taxonomy places the organism in Eukaryota, Metazoa, Chordata, Actinopteri, Scombriformes, Scombridae.